AUGGUGAAGCAAAAUGAGGUUUCUGACGAGCGCAUGCCUGCCCAGGUCACUGCGCAGGUCGCGCUUACUUCAUCGGAGCAGUCUGUCCCACAUCCAAGCUCUUCUUCCCCGUCACAAUUAAAUGCCGGAUCGCAAUCACUUGUACCUACAGCAGUGCCCAUAUCCACGAGCCAGCCUGACUCUGAUUCAUGUUUGAAUUCAUCUGCGGUCGAUGUUGAUUCCUCUCGGGGCGCGGAGCCACAUAUCGAGUCAAAACGACUGGCAUCUCCACCGGUUCAGAGUGACUCCAUGACGGAUCUGCAACUUCUGGGUGAUACGCACAAGCGUUCGCGAUCACAAGAGGAGAAACACACUGGUUCUGCCAUGCCCAUAACUCCAUCCUUCCUUGACGAUUUCGGCAACGAGGUAAGUACGACGCCUCCGCUGUUGGAGCAGAUAGCAACACCAAGAUCAUCACCAGAUGGGUCCGCUGGACCACCUACCUCGUCAACUGCAGCUCCGUCCUCUGAUCGGACGCCCUCUGCACUGCAGAUCUUCGAGUCUCGUAGCAACCAAGCAAGACAGGAGCAUUUUAGACGGACUAAGAUUUUCCACAAGACGCGUUGUCCGAUAAUGUGUCAGACAAAGAGGAUGCUCGUGUUUGCCUCCCGUGGAUUCGAACGUGGAAGUCUACCUACGAGGCAGACAAAGCCUCCUCUGUUGAAGCGGCGUCACAGCAUUGAUGUGAACACUACCGAGAACUGGGAGACACAAGAAUUUGCUUGCUGGCUACAUUCUCAUAUGAAGGUAGACGAUUUGCAGCCACUGCUUCAUAUUUCUGCGUGGCCGACUAACAUUGUACAGCAAGAUCGUCUUUGGCCACAGACCUCAGAGACAGAAAUUCCCUACGUUGAGUUAACGCAGUAUUCACUUCCUGAUCCCCGUCGAUAUGCUGCCUUUGUUCCAGUGUUCUAUACUGAGAUUCCUCACAACACUGAGAAUUUCCUUGAGCUCGGGGACGUCACCUUACAAAACGACGCCUUUCACUAUAUCGGCGCUACGUGCUACUCCUUUUCUGGUAUGGAAGUCUGGAUGCGUGGCGAGAGUCUGGAUAUGGCUCUUGAGGUACUCCGCCGUGAUGAAGAUUGCGACACUUACGGUAUCGACAUUGCCAAUUCCACUGUGGCCCAGAUCUGCUGUUUCGCCUCAAACGGUAUAGAUGGCCCUUCAGGAGAAUACGACCAGUAUAGGACACGUUACAACAACAAGAACUGGAUCAUCGUUAUUUGCAACGAUGGCAUGGGUGGUAUCGAGAACGAUGGAACCAGCGGAUCACAUUGGUCUAUGGUGGCCAUGGACAGGAUCUCGAAGAAUGCGUACUACUACGACUCGUUGUGGGUUGAUCGGCACGAAUACCAGACCUUGGGUCGCAACAUCUCCCUCGGUAUGCUCAACAUCCUCGGCGAAGAUAUUUCUCUAUGGACCUACCUCAUACAGCUCGAGUGCCCCGACCAGAACUUUGACAACUUGUUCAAACAGGAUGGAGGUGCCUGCGGACCCUUUGUGUACAAGAUGACGCAAAUCUUGAUCAGAUAUAUCAAAAGUCAGCAAUCGUUGGGUGUGGAACGAUUGAGUCUGGCUGUAAACCACGCAUGGGUGACGCAGGUGUUCUCACCACAAUUCCAUUCGGGUGUUGUCCGCCGCGAGAUGCAGGACAGUAUCCUUCGUUGGCACCGUAUCACCCGAGCCGCGGCGUUCGCAGACCGUCACGACUACCAGGCUAUCCAAGGUACAGAUGCUAUUAUGGAUGACGGGCCAGUCGUCUCGUUCGAGAUCCCGCCGAAGCCACGGCUUCCGGUUCUGCGUCGAACUCGCUACACUAAUAAGCUCUCAAGGUCACACCAUAUCAGGCGUGACUGCUCCAGCGGUACCAACUACCAUGACCCCAUCGAUUUGGACGAUAGCGACGAAAACUGGACCAUGGGUAACAGCAGCGACAACAGUACUGCAGGAUCUUCAAGUGGUGGUACCGUAAUCACUGGACAUGAAGUUCUCUGGGAAGACGCAGGCGUCGAUACAGCUAUGGACGACGAAAAGCUUUUUCCCGUCCUCGACAGCGGUAUUCAGCUUAUUGAAGCAACUGAUGACGUCUAA
Messenger RNA from Alternaria arborescens, 2133 nucleotides. RefSeq lists its product as hypothetical. Lineage: Eukaryota; Fungi; Ascomycota; Dothideomycetes; Pleosporales; Pleosporaceae. The coding region runs from base 1 to 2133 and encodes 710 amino acids. The transcript has a single exon. The record is from RefSeq and is a predicted model, not a curated record.